AUGCAGCCUUCCGCACCCGCUUCCACGUCGUCUGACCCCGGCACGAAGAAGCCGAAGAAACGUUUUGUCGGCACGAAAUCGACCAAGGUGCCCAGGACCGGUGUCUCUACGACUGUAGCGAACCAGAUCCCUCAAGAGAUCCUCGCCGACCCUCAGCUUAACGCCGCGAUCAAGCAACUUCCGUCCAAUUACUCCUUCGAAAUCCAUAAGACAAUACACCAUGUCAAGAAGAACAACGCGACUGUGGUUGCUCUCCAGCUGCCCGAAGGUCUACAGAUGUUUGCAUGCACGAUCGCAGACAUCAUAGAGCGCUUCACCGAUGCUUUGACAGUCAUAAUGGGAGAUGUCACCUACGGCGCAUGCUGUAUAGAUGACUACACGGCCGUAGCAUUAGGCUGCGACAUGCUCAUACACUACGGGCAUAGUUGCUUAGUGCCUAUGGACCAGACCAUGAUCAAGACGUUAUAUGUCUUCGUAGAAAUUGGUGUCGACUCCCAACACCUGGCGCAGACUGUUCGCCUCAACUUUCCUGAUGACAGGUCCAUCUUCCACGAGUCUCUGCUCGCCUCCGAAGAAUCGGAUGCGAAACUGCCCGCGGGUACCAUCAUCGGUCGCCUUAAUCACCUACGAAUAGAAGGCUCAGCAACGUCUGAGCAGUCGUCCGUCGUGACACAAUCUACUGACUCAGCACCUCCUACGCGAACUCGUCUUGCUCUCGUCUCAACAAUCCAGUUCGUGGCUGCUCUACAGCAGCUCAAGGAAGAUCUGACUUCUGAGUACUCUAAUCCGAAUCCGUUUUUGGCGCCUUCCGGUCUACUCGAAGGGAGCACUGAGGAGCCUGCGCCGGUUGAUGGUCAACCGAAACUUUGGACGGGCGUAUACGAUGCUACUAUCCCACGCUCAAAGCCUCUAUCCCCAGGAGAGCUGUUGGGCUGCACUGCUCCUCCUAUAGGUGAUGUGGACGCACUAAUAUACUUGGGUGAUGGGCGCUUCCAUCUCGAGUCGGUCAUGAUUCAAAACCCCGACAUCCCCGCGUUCCGCUAUGAUCCGUACUCGAAGAAGCUUACACGGGAGCGGUACGGACACCAAGAGAUGCGUUCCAUUCGUAACGACGCAGUGCAGAUUGCGCGGAAGAGCAUCGACUCACUUGUAUCGGCCUCUACGGAGGAGAGCCCUCUCUGGGGUGUCAUCCUUGGGACGCUGGGGCGUCAAGGCAGCUUCAAGCAACUACAAGCAAUCACCAAACAACUGGCCUCCUCGCGCACUUCAAUACCGUACAUGCCCAUCCUGCUCUCUGAACUUUCACCAGCGAAACUCGCGCUCUUCAAUCCUCACAUCUCGACAUUCGUGCAGACGUCAUGUCCGCGUCUUUCAAUCGACUGGGGUUACGCGUUUGAGCGUCCCUUGCUCACGCCAUACGAGACGGCUGUUGCAGUAGGCAAAGCGGUGGGGUGGAUGGACGAGAGCGGCGAGUCCAAAGGGACAUACCCGAUGGACUUCUACUCUGCGGGCACGCCUUGGGCUGUCUCCCGAGUGAAGGCGGAGUUCUGA
Molecule: messenger RNA, 1551 nt
Organism: Peniophora sp. CBMAI 1063
Lineage: Eukaryota; Fungi; Basidiomycota; Agaricomycetes; Russulales; Peniophoraceae
Source: the annotation of a GenBank genome assembly